UUCUUCUUCUUCUUCUUUUUCUUUCUCCCGUCUCCUUCAGAUCCCCCGAAGGAACAGACACACAGCAACUAACUACUCCUAGCAAGUUCUUGGGCAUGGAAGACGACGGCGACUGGAUCACGGCGAGGUACCUCCUCUCCUCCAUCCUCGGCCGGAACCCCCUCGUCGUCGACCACGUCGACGAGGAGUCCUUCCCGGUCGACCACGCCGCCGCCCGCGGCGGCCCGGCGGAGGCGCCGGCGCGGAAGCCGCCGCCGGCCGUGUUCGCGGCGCCGAGCGUGGCCGGCACGGUGUGCGCGGUGUGCACGGAGGAGAUCGCGGUGGCGGACCCCGUGGUGCGGCUGCCGUGCGCGCACUGGUACCACGCCGGCUGCAUCGCGCCCUGGCUCGGGAUCCGGAGCACCUGCCCCAUGUGCCGCGCAGAGCUGCCGGCCAGGGAGGAGGCCGCCGGGGCCGGCGGCGUCGGCCGCGAGAAGCCCCGGCGCGCCGAGGCCGGGACCAGCGGCGCCGGCGUGCGGCGGGACGCGUCCUCGUACGGGGGGUACGUCGCCGCCGGGGGCGUCCUGUCCGGCUGAUGGAUGGCGGCCGUGGCAUCGCGUGCGCGCCAUGGCUUUUUUUUCUUCUUCUUUUCUCCAAAGUGGUGCUCGAUACCUGUUGUACAGAUGAAAAUGGUUAAUUAUUAACAUGAUGUUGGAUUCGUCA
Hordeum vulgare subsp. vulgare (domesticated barley) is the source of this 702-nucleotide messenger RNA. RefSeq names its product E3 ubiquitin-protein ligase SIRP1-like. The coding region runs from base 96 to 575 and encodes 159 amino acids. The record is from RefSeq and is a predicted model, not a curated record. NCBI's taxonomy places the organism in Eukaryota, Viridiplantae, Streptophyta, Magnoliopsida, Poales, Poaceae. The transcript has a single exon.